GUAUCCAAGAUGUAAUAAGCAAUGAAGAUAAAAAUCAAAAGAGAAUUCGAAUUAUUACAAAUAAUUAACAGAUAUCGGGUUUGAGAACAAGAGGACGUCGGGGUAGUGAAGCACUGAUCCCGAGGAAGAAAGGGGACUACUCGCACUAGCUAUUUUGUAAAUCCACCGGUAUCACAUGUACAUCUUUUCGGUAACUACGAAUGGCAAUGAUUAUGGCGAGAGACAAGAAAGUGGCCUAGUCCACACGCCACCGUAGUCAUGUAGAACAGCAAAUCUCAGGCUAGAAAUUCGCCUACUGUCUUCCAAUAUGAUGGUAGCUGCUAGCGUGAGUACUGUGACCAAGGUGAAACCUGGCAAAAAGCCUUUUUCAGUGCUUUCUUGUGGCGAUGGUGGUGACAACUCGAUCCGCGGACACUACGUCAGUGAUGGUGUUGCCGCGUAUUACGCACAGGAAACGUACCAAAACCCGCACGAAGACCGGGUGCGCCAUGUUUUAGCACACUGUUGGGAUGUUUGGGGCCUCCAGCAUCUUAUCUUCCGACAUAAGACUUCAAGAGAUUCAGCAGGAAUAUUCUGGGAUUUAUGCGCAGGAAGUGGGGAAGUGACUGAAGCAUUUCUCCGGCAUGUAUGUCCGAACCCACAAGCCUGUCGUGUAGCGAAACGAACCAAGAAAACUGUUCAAGAAAAGGAGGAACAGGUAUGGAACCUUCCCGCACACUGCCAUCGUAUCAUUGCAACGGACCCUUUCACAUUUCGCUUGUAUGAAAAGCGCUUUGAAAGAUCGGCCUACAGGGUUAUUGAAGGGGAGCACCACCGCGAGCGCGAUGGCGAUGGUGCGAAAGUAAGAAAAUUUUCUUGUCUCCCGUUAUCAUUCCAAGACAUAAUACAUUGUGGGAUAGAAGACGCAAUCGCACCAAAAGCAGACAAAGAUGAUGAAGACGAUCUGGAAGUGCAAGUAGAUGAGGGACAAAAAAUUGACUCAACACCAGACCACGAUUAUCCUGAGUGGUCGUUGUCACCUGCGUCGUCUUUAUCAAACUUCAUUGUGGAUUUAGCUGUUUGCUCCUACGCUCUACAUCUUGCAGAUCCGAGGCAGGAGCUGCCCAUGGUCGCCAUGACAUUAGCUCGGCAUGUGCGCUUUCUGCUGAUAAUCACACCGCAUAAGAGACCCCAGUUGUUAGCGGAGUGGGGCUGGCAGAAGGUCGGGGAAGAGGUUGUCGCGAGAACGAGGGCAGUACUCUACAGGAGCACGGAGUUGAUUGACGCACAUGACGACACCGAGCUUGUGGCAACGAUUGCGAAGGCGCGACCUGGCGGCGGACCUCCGUGAGAGCCAAUUGAAGUCCAAAAACGCCAUAAUCAUACACACCCCACGACCGCCUCGAACUGUCUACCCUGAUCCUUUUUUCGCUGAAUCAAUAAAGAGAGCCUCCUUCUCAGAGGAACCUCCAUCAUUGGACCCGCCUAGGCAUCUAGUCCUUGGACUGCAUUUUGACGCAUGAUGGUUGUUGUUCCCGUUCUACCACUGAAUAAUUCAGGUUCUGG
Molecule: messenger RNA, 1545 nt
Organism: Amoebophrya sp. A25
Lineage: Eukaryota; Dinophyceae; Syndiniales; Amoebophryaceae
Source: the annotation of a GenBank genome assembly